CAAUCACUAAAAUGUUCUUCUGGCCGAGGUCCGAAUAGGGUGUGCCCAUCAGUGUGCCCCCCUUACAUUAGGUGUUGCCAUCAGAGUGCAGUAUUACAUCAUGUAAUGCCAUCACAUCAGGUGUGCCCAUCAGAGUGCUCCUUUACGUCAGUUGUCCCCAUCAGAGUGCCCCUUUACAUCAGAUAUCCCCAUCACAGUGCCACCUUACAUCAGGUAUUCCCAUCAGAUACCCCUUUCCAUCAUAUUUCCCCAUUAGAGUGCCCCUUUCCAUCACGUGCCCAUCAGAGUGCUCCUUUCCACAGUAUGUGCCCAUUUGUGCCCCCUUAACAUAACAGGUGCCUAUCAGAGAGACGCUUAACAUAAAAUGUGCCUGUCAGAGUGCCCCUUAACAUAA
Molecule: messenger RNA, 394 nt
Organism: Staurois parvus
Lineage: Eukaryota; Metazoa; Chordata; Amphibia; Anura; Ranidae
Source: the annotation of a GenBank genome assembly